Molecule: messenger RNA, 4267 nt
Organism: Pteropus alecto (black flying fox)
Lineage: Eukaryota; Metazoa; Chordata; Mammalia; Chiroptera; Pteropodidae
Gene: GLRB
Product: glycine receptor beta
Exons: 11
Coding region: 448-1941 (497 amino acids)
Biological process (GO): signal transduction; nervous system process; chloride transmembrane transport
Cellular component (GO): postsynaptic membrane; neuron projection; synapse
Molecular function (GO): transmembrane signaling receptor activity; extracellularly glycine-gated chloride channel activity; neurotransmitter receptor activity
Source: RefSeq, a predicted model, not a curated record
CGUGCAGGGGGAGGAGGCGAGCGCUGCCCUGCGCGGGGACUGGGGCGCCGGGUGCUGGGCAGCUGCAGCCGGGUCACCGAUGCGGUGGCGCCCGCGGACACGCUCGGGAUGGAGGAAUGGAGAGGCCCGGGAUACUUAGAGAGCGCGAGAUUGGCGGGGAGGGCUCCUGGCGUUGUUUGUUUAUGAAGAUCCUUCAGUCAUUGCAGCUGUCCCCCUUGAAAGGUUGGAGGUGAAGAUAGAGGGCAUAGUGUUGAAUUUCUAUAAGGCCCCUACACACCGUCAGGAUGGCCCUUCUGUUUUCUUGGGGAAGGAUGUGAAGGUGGGAGAAGUUCCUGCUGCUGUGGGCAAAGAAAACAACGAAGGAGAAACAAUUUGUGGUUUGGAUUGAAGGACACAGAAGAGGUUGAAAUAUUCCGGGAUCCAUCUCCUGAAAUUUAACUUUUCAAGAUGAAGUUUUUAUUGGCGAUUGCCUUUUUUAUUUUAAUUUCCUUGUGGGUUGAAGAAGCCUAUUCUAAAGAGAAGUCUUCAAAGAAGGGGAAGGGGAAAAAGAAGCAGUAUCUAUGCCCAUCCCAGCAAUCAGCAGAGGACCUCGCCCGAGUGCCUGCCAACUCCACUAGCAAUAUCUUGAAUAGGCUAUUGGUCAGUUAUGAUCCCAGGAUAAGACCAAAUUUCAAAGGUAUUCCUGUUGAUGUAGUAGUCAACAUUUUUAUCAACAGUUUUGGAUCCAUUCAAGAGACAACGAUGGACUACAGAGUUAACAUCUUCCUGAGACAAAAAUGGAAUGAUCCCAGGCUGAAGCUCCCUAGUGAUUUUCGGGGCUCGGAUGCAUUGACAGUGGAUCCCACAAUGUACAAGUGUCUGUGGAAACCUGAUUUAUUUUUUGCAAAUGAAAAAAGUGCCAAUUUUCAUGAUGUAACGCAGGAAAAUAUCCUCCUCUUUAUUUUUCGGGAUGGAGAUGUCCUCGUCAGCAUGAGGUUAUCUAUUACUCUUUCAUGUCCGUUGGACUUGACCUUAUUUCCCAUGGACACACAACGUUGCAAGAUGCAACUAGAGAGCUUUGGUUACACCACUGACGAUUUACGAUUUAUCUGGCAGUCAGGGGAUCCUGUUCAAUUAGAAAAAAUUGCCUUGCCUCAAUUUGAUAUUAAAAAGGAGGAUAUCGAAUAUGGUAACUGUACAAAAUACUAUAAAGGCACUGGGUACUACACUUGCGUGGAAGUCAUCUUCACCCUAAGGAGACAGGUCGGGUUUUACAUGAUGGGUGUCUAUGCCCCAACCCUGCUGAUUGUGGUUCUCUCCUGGCUGUCCUUCUGGAUCAACCCAGAUGCAAGUGCUGCCCGAGUGCCCCUGGGUAUCUUUUCAGUACUCAGCUUGGCCUCUGAGUGCACAACCCUUGCUGCUGAACUGCCCAAAGUAUCCUACGUGAAGGCUCUUGAUGUAUGGCUCAUUGCUUGUCUUCUCUUUGGGUUUGCUUCCCUGGUGGAGUAUGCUGUUGUUCAGGUGAUGCUGAAUAACCCCAAACGAGUUGAAGCAGAAAAAGCCAGAAUUGCUAAGGCUGAGCAAGCAGAUGGGAAAGGUGGAAACGCAGCUAAAAAGAAUACUGUGAAUGGUACGGGGACUCCAGUUCACAUUAGCACUUUGCAGGUUGGUGAGACCAGAUGCAAAAAAGUUUGUACUUCUAAGUCUGACCUGAGAUCUAAUGACUUCAGCAUUGUUGGAAGCUUACCAAGAGAUUUCGAAUUAUCCAAUUAUGACUGCUAUGGAAAACCUAUUGAAGUCAACAAUGGACUUGGGAAAUCUCAGGCAAAGAACAACAAGAAGCCGCCCCCUGCCAAACCUGUUAUUCCAACAGCGGCAAAGAGAAUUGACCUUUAUGCAAGAGCGCUGUUCCCUUUCUGCUUCCUGUUCUUCAACGUUAUAUAUUGGUCUAUAUAUUUAUGAUAAAUCUUUUCCAUUUAUAUAAAAUAAAAUCCCAUUUCAUUAUGACUAACCUCAUUCAUAAAUGCCAAUCUGUGAAAAAAAAACUGCAUUUUCAUAGCAAUAUAUUGCAUUUUGGAUGCCAUUUGAUUGUAAGAAAAAUGUGGCACCUUAAUUUUGAAUGGCAGCAUGGUCUUGUUACAUCUGUGCUCUAAUAAUGAUGUAUAUAUGUAUAGCGAACAUACUGCUUUAGGAAUACAUGAAGGAUAAGCAUACUACAUAAAAUAAAAUCCAAACAAUUUUCUUUAGUUAAUGUAUAUUGCAAAUACUUCAGAUGAUUCUGGUAAUAAAACAAUGUGCACGCUGAAUCCUGUUAUGAUCACCAUUCUAAUGUAUGUAGUAUUUCAAAUUUCCUUCCUUGUAACUUUCAGAGAAAGCCAUCUUAUUCUUGUAUAAUUUUAGAUGGUAUUAUCACAGAUUAAGCAAAAAUUAUAUUACAUAUUGUUUAAACUUUGUAAGUAGAAAUAUAUCAGCUAUAAUUAUGUGGGCUCCAUGGAGAAAUAAAAUUCAAACAAUGACUAAUUUGUAAAAUUAGCUCAUUUUAAAGUGUGCCUGUGUUGUCAAAAUGCCAGAAAAUAAAACACAGUAAGCACUUUUGAAACAAAGGGAAGUCUGGAUUUAUGUAAAUUCAUACUCAAUUCUGGCUUCUGAUAAAAUAAAAAUAAAGGAUAGAUACACUGAUCAAAUAUUUCUGAUAAAAGAAAUUCUAUUUAAUCCACCUUAAAAUUUAAAUAUAUUUUCAUGUAUUAAUUUUGUUGAUACAGAGUAUACAAAAUCAUUGUGCCUUAAAAGAGUGAUAUAUAUUUUAAAUUGGAAUAUAGUACUGGAUAUGUGAUUUCACAUCAUUUUUAAGAAACCCAGAGGAAAAUACCCUAUUACUAGAAGUAACUGGAGUUGGGAAAAAAACCCAUAAUCAUUUAAGAAUUUUAACUUCUUUAUUUUAUUAAAAUAUUUACAUAUUUUUAAGCAAAAUUAUUUUUUCUGAAGUCAUUUCUUAUUUCUAUAUUUAUUUGAAUAUUUUUAGAUUUGUUAUAAAACAUUUAAAGUUUAAGUAAAUAAUAUCUUUGUUCAUGUUAAGGCUCACUUCUACUUAUGUUAUCUUUCUUGCUCAAAGUCUUGCUACUUAGAUUUACUUACUUUGAUCUUGUUUCAACCUGAAAACGGGCACCUUUUGGUCUAUAAGACUCCCAUUCUUGCUAAUAUCACAGCCAUUGUAACUUUUUUAUUUCUCAUAGCUAAAAUUAGAACUGUCAGUAAUUAACAUAAACAUGAGACCAAAGUAAUAUAUUUACAUUAUUUGGAAAGUUUUGUUGUAGCUGAGAGUUUAUAUGGUCAAUUCGAUAAUAAAAUGUGUUUAAAUAUUUUUUAUGCUAAUUGCCAUAUGUAAAUCAAGGCUAUUUUAUUGAAGACUUUAAUUUUUAAAAGAUUCUCACUGAUUACUAAAUUUAAAAAAGAGAGAGAUGUGAUCUAAUCCUAUAUAGUCCUUCAGCACCCGUAGUUACAAAAGUUUAGCCAUAUGAAUAGGUUUAAAAUGCUACAAGUAAUCCUAUCGAUGGACUUCAAUAUCCUGCUAGGACCCCAGCAAUAACAUUUUAAUGGAACUGUGGUAAGAAAAAAUGUGUCUUGGAUAGGACUUAAACCAUUUAAUUUUUUAUUUAUAAUAAUUAUAGUUGCUUAUAUUCUCCUUUAUACUUGCAAGUUUUAUUUAUAUUGGAGGUUUGAUUUAGUUUUAAGUGGAAAAUGUACCAGAUGUAAGACAUGUCUCAUUAUAUAAGAAUUUAUUUAUUGAAAAUAAUGUGAAUGAAUUUUUUGUAAUAUAACAUUAUAGCCUCUUAAGAUCAAUUUUAAUACCCAAAUAUAUAUAAAUAGCUAUCCCACGAUUAAGUGUGUAUGUAUAACUAUGAAUGGAACAUUAGAUAAUGAUCAUAACAAAGAAGUACAAUCAGUGUCCACUAACUGUUGCUUUAUAAUUGUUAUCUCAAGGAUUUGGUCACUUAGUCCCAGAGUAGUUCUGAUAUGUGUAUUUGAAACAUUAUGUCUUUCUAACUGUUGCUUUAUAAUUGUUAUCUCAAGGAUUUGGUCACUUAGUCCCAGAGUAGUUCUGAUAUGUGUAUUUGAAACAUUAUGUCUUUCUAACUGUUGCUUUAUAAUUGUUAUCUCAAGGAUUUGGUCACUUAGUCCCAGAGUAGUUCUGAUAUGUGUAUUUGAAACAUUAUGUCUUUCUAAGAGUCUUGCAGUAUAUUUACCUGGAUAUUCAGUAUCUCCAAAAUAAAAAUUAUCUUCUCACAAA